Messenger RNA from Morus notabilis, 1114 nucleotides. Its product is annotated as putative RING-H2 finger protein ATL21A. The record is from RefSeq and is a predicted model, not a curated record. Lineage: Eukaryota; Viridiplantae; Streptophyta; Magnoliopsida; Rosales; Moraceae. The transcript has 2 exons. Gene Ontology annotation, molecular function: polysaccharide binding. The coding region runs from base 13 to 915 and encodes 300 amino acids.
CUUCUAUAUAAAAUGAUAGAAGAAGGAACAGUUUCUAGGCAAUUGCCAACAAUGGCUAAUUUCACCUUCUUCUUCACCAUCAUCUUCAUCUUCACCUUUUCCUUCACUUCACUCUUUCCACACAGUCAAGCUUACACAAAGUGUUCCAAUGGCGGUCCCGAUAUUCACUCCCCUUUCCACAUAAAAGGCCAACGACGAGUACAACAUCCCAAAAACGACACCGUCAAUUUCCAGCUUCUCUGUAAAGACAACCCCACCACAAUCCACUUCCCAUCUUAUGGCGACCUGGUCGUGAAAUCCAUUUCCUACGACGCGAAAAAGCUCGAUCUUGUCGACCCGAAAAGCUGCGUUCACGAGGUCUUUCUCAAUCUCAAUCUCUCAAACACGCCAUUCAAGUAUUACUACGUUGUCAAAAACUACACCUACAUAAGUUGUUCAGCCAAGCUCAAGCCUGGUUUUGCAGAAAUACCCUGUUUAAGGGGUUAUGAUCAUUAUGUUUAUACAGUAGAGCCUUCAAUGGAUUUGCCUCUUUCUUGCAAACCAAUCAAGACGGUUGCUAUUCCUUUCAAGUACAGUCCUUAUUUGUCUGAUAAUAGUUUUGGUUUGGGAUUAACUUGGGGUUUUCUUGGAGACAACGAUUGUGAUGGCCAACAAGGCCCAUGUGAUUUACAGAGUGAAAAUGUUGGUGGCUUCAGAGUGGGACUUGUUCAAGUUCUGAUCAAUAGUGGCAUCUUGGCUUUCGCUGUGGCAUCGGCAUUUUUCGCGAUCAAAAUGAUGUAUUACUCAAAAUUAGAACCAGUUUGUCAAAAGGAAUUUGGGCACAAUCAAGUAGAGAGUGAGAAAUAUCUGGGAGAGUAUAGAGCUUUUGUUUCGGAUGUGGAAGCUUCUGUGCAGAAAGUAAGCAAUCGCUGUUGAAGUGUCUCCUUUUAGAGGAGAAUUAAGUCACAUUCUGUGUGAUAUGUAAUUAGGAUCUCAAGAUUAAUUAUUGAAUUGUCGAGACAAUAUUUUUGUAAUAUGCAUAGCUUUAAGUUUGCUUUUGAAAAUUUCCUUUUUUUUUUAAAUUUUUUUUAUAUUGAACAGUUGAUUAUGUCUCUUGCUGCAUAAAUUUCUGUUG